UCAAUUACCCACAAAUCCACUCAAAAAACAACAAAAAAAUUACCUUCAAAUCCACUCAAAUCCAUUCAAAUCAUCUCCCCCAAAUCACUCCAAAAGAACAAAGCCUAACAAAUAAGUUUCACGAUUUUUUUUCACUUUUUUCUGUUUCUUUUUAUUUACAGAGGAACAUUGUUUUCAAAUAAAAAACUAGCAUGUUGAAAAUUUAAUAACAAUAUAACAGUAUAUUUUCAACAGCUGUAUGGCAAACCUAAAUCCUCUUCAACUUUCUGCUCUCAAUCAAAUAAAACUGCACCUUCUCGGAGAAUUCUCUCCUCUUCCAAUCACAUCCUCUUCUGAUGUCACCAAAAAUAACUUCUCUUUUCUAUUUGAGGAACCAAAUCCCACCUCAUCUCAAUCAAACUCCAUCUGUUACCAAUCUUCAACUUCUCACUCAUUUGAAACAAUGGACCAUUUUUUCUCUGACUUUCUCGACUUCCCAACUACUUCCAUGGAACACCAGUUCUCUCGUUUCGAACUCGAGUCCAAACCCCAAAUGAGAUCACCACACUCCGAAUCCACACCCUCAAACAUCUACCUCGGAUUUCACAUUUCCGAACACGCAUGUCCCAGCGUCGUGGCCGGGGCUGAAUUGGAGGAGGGAGACGGUGCUGGAGCCGGGAAGAAGGGGUUGCAAGCCUUCAACUACGGGCCACAGAGAUCUACGUUUCCUGCGAGGGUUGUGUUCCAAGAAGAGACCGAUGAGGUGGGUUAAGUUGUUGACGGAGAAAGGGAUUUGACUGUUGAAGUUGUUGGAGGAUAAUCCAAGCGAGUGAGACGAGCGAGGCAAGUGAUACUCGAAGAGAACUCACCCGAGAAGUGGUUAUUCUGGAGGUAGAGGUUAAGGAGGAAAGAGAGAGAAAAGAUAAAUAUUUAAUAAAAAUAUAGGAAGAGAGAAAAAGUUGGUGUAUUUAAGUAAGGAGUGAGAAAAAAAAUGUGAAGAUUCUUUUCCCACUUUACUUUAACUUCGUUUAUAUCCAUUUUUAAAACCAAUUACUAAACAAAAAUUCAUCUCGGAUAUGACGAACUAAACAUUUAAACUUAAUAAUAAUAAUACAAUAGUUUAAUAUUAUUAAUAUAAUAAUAAUAAAUUUUUUAAUAUUAUAUAAAAAGUUAAAUAAAUAAUUAAAUUUAUCUGUG
Molecule: messenger RNA, 1176 nt
Organism: Vigna angularis (adzuki bean)
Lineage: Eukaryota; Viridiplantae; Streptophyta; Magnoliopsida; Fabales; Fabaceae
Exons: 1
Coding region: 239-751 (170 amino acids)
Source: RefSeq, a predicted model, not a curated record